Lactuca sativa (garden lettuce) is the source of this 1854-nucleotide messenger RNA. RefSeq names its product Calcineurin-like metallo-phosphoesterase superfamily protein. Gene Ontology annotation, molecular function: hydrolase activity. Gene Ontology annotation, cellular component: endoplasmic reticulum. Lineage: Eukaryota; Viridiplantae; Streptophyta; Magnoliopsida; Asterales; Asteraceae. The record is from RefSeq and is a predicted model, not a curated record. Gene Ontology annotation, biological process: GPI anchor biosynthetic process.
AGAAGUACAAGUAAAAUCGAGUAAAAAAACAACAAAUGGUGUCUGAAGAAGAAGAUGGGUCAAACUCAAAGGAGACCGACCACAUCUGAACAACUUACAGCUACAGCUGCACAUCGGAGAAGACAUGAUUUCCAAUCUCACGGUGUUCUUCUGCAUCGUCUGGGUCGCUACCCUUCUUUACGGCGAGAAGUUCGCCUUUUGGGUACCCUCUUACUGGAGCUGCUCAUGGCCUUCUCCUCCGAUGGAUAAUCCCGGUGAUUAUGUAAAAAUUGCAGUUGUGACAGAUCCACAGCUCAUGGAUAGAACAUCGCUUCAUCUAGCUCCUAAAUCACUGACACUGGAAGUUGUACAAUUCUAUACCGACAUCUACAUGCGUCGAGCAAUACUGGGAUCCAUCGCACCUUUCAAACCUGACAUGAUUUUGUUUUUGGGUGAUUAUUUUGAUGGUGGCCCUGUUCUUUCCGAUGAAGAAUGGCAGGAAUCUUUAAAUCGGUUUAGACAUAUUUUCGACCUUAAGAAUCUUGAAAGAGCUACCAAUAAUCAAGUAUACUUCCUUUCAGGAAACCAUGAUAUUGGUUAUGCAGCUUAUCACUCUCGCAUGCCUCAGGUAAUUAAUCGCUAUGAAAAGGUAUUUGGUUCAAGAAACUAUAACUUCACAGCAGGAAAAGUGGAAUUUGUUGCUGUUGAUGCCCAAACACUUGAUGGUCAUCCACAACAAAACCAGACCUCUGCUGCAUGGAAGUUUGUAACUAGCGUGUCAAGAGAAACUCAUUCACCUCCAAGGGUUUUAUUAACUCAUAUACCACUCUUUCGACAAGACUCAACUUCCUGUGGUUCUCAACGUUCUUCCCCAAUUAUAAAUCAGAGAAUUUCUCGUGCUACAGAUGACCAUGAAAUUGUGUAUCAGAAUUAUCUUACAGAAGAAACAUCAAAGAAGUUAUUGGAUUAUGUCAAACCUGUACUUGUUUUGUCUGGACAUGAUCAUGAUCAGUGUAGUGUUACUCAUGUAGCUGAACAUGGGCCUGUAUUAGAGGAAACUCUAGGGACAAUUAGCUGGCAACAAGGAAACUUGUAUCCAUCUUUCAUGCUACUAACAGCAAGUAAAGUUACAGUUUCUAAUGAAUGGGAUUACGUGUCAACUCAUCUGUGUUUUCUUCCCACACAGCUCUUCAUUUACAUAUGGUAUAUCGUGUUAUUUGUGGUUACUCUUGUUGUGAUUCUCUUAUGGCCUACAAAUGGGUUGAACAUUCAACUACAUAUUGGUGAGUUGAUGAGUGAUAUGUUAGGCAUCUUCAAAAGUAGCAAAGAGAAAGAUGAAGAUGAAAACUGUGAGUAUGAGAUGGUUUGGGAUGCUGAAGGGUCGAUGCAUUUAAUCAAGAAAGCCUCAAAGAUCAUGCCUACACGUUCAAAUGAGAGGGUAGAAAGGGGAAAUGCUACGAUGCGAGCAGUAGGAAAGAAGCAGAUAUUGCAGGAGAUUAAUGUUACAAUGCCACAAGAUGUAAGUGGUCAACUUGGGUCAACAGAUGGAAAAGUGGGACCUUUUAAAACCAAAUCAUCAAAUGUUAGAGUGGUGGUUCGGAGGUUCAUGAGGGUUUUCAGAGUGAUUUCAGUUGUUGCUGCAGUUAAUGUGCCUAUUUAUAUAAUGUUGUUGUUCAGUGAUUGGAUUGACAAAUGAGAUCUCAGCUUAAGGUUAACUGUAUCAAAAAGCAAAUUUAGUUGACUCUUCCAUGUGAUCAUGUGUUGUAGAAUAGUGUAGUCAAAGCUUUGUUGUAGAACGAUGUUUUUUUUACCUGAUUUCGACCACUUUUCAGGGUAGUUUUAUAUUUAUGAGCAGCUCUUCUUCUUAUUGUAAAA